Rhodofomes roseus is the source of this 622-nucleotide messenger RNA. RefSeq lists its product as uncharacterized. The record is from RefSeq and is a predicted model, not a curated record. Bases 97 to 357 code for a protein of 86 amino acids. NCBI's taxonomy places the organism in Eukaryota, Fungi, Basidiomycota, Agaricomycetes, Polyporales, Fomitopsidaceae. The transcript has a single exon.
CUGGCCCACGCUGACCGUCAGCUGUCCACCCGCGCUGCCCGCACACCCUCCCACCUGCUCGUUGCCGUGCCCGUAGUCGCGGCGCACUCGUCGGCCAUGCGUGUAGUCGCGGCGCGCUCGUCGGCCGUGUGUGUGUGCUGGGCAUUGGCACAGCACACUCGCGGUUGCCGUGUGCGUGGUGCUAAUCCGCGUCCUGUGCCUGUGUGCUUGCUCACUCACCUGCUCAUCUGCUCGUGCAGUGCUGGGCAUUCGCCCAGCGCGCUCGCGGUUGGCGUAUGCGCUGUCGCCUGGUCGCCCGCCCAAUGUGCGCGCUGGGUCAGCGAGCGCGCACCGGCCCUGCCCCAUACUCCCCGUUAGUCAGCUCGAUCGCGUGCGAUGUUACUCACCUUCGCAUCGUGCUCACGCGUCCACCGCCCAUUUGUCGUCGGCCGCGGCGAAGCGAGGCGGCGGCAUGAGACGGCGGCGGCGGUGGGUGCGUGCUGGCAGGUGGUGGCGGGCAUGUACUGGUGGGCGGUGGCACCAGCGGGUGUUGGUGUUGGUGGCGGCGGAGAGGUGGGUGGGAGGACGGCGGCGGUGAGGUGACUCUGAGUGGGAGGACGACGGCGGCGAGGCGACGUCGCAG